Molecule: messenger RNA, 2811 nt
Organism: Oreochromis niloticus (Nile tilapia)
Lineage: Eukaryota; Metazoa; Chordata; Actinopteri; Cichliformes; Cichlidae
Gene: fam171b
Product: family with sequence similarity 171 member B
Exons: 8
Coding region: 383-2779 (798 amino acids)
Source: RefSeq, a predicted model, not a curated record
UUUCCCGCGGUCAGCAGAGACUCUUGUCAAACAGUAACAUCCAUGAAACGUUAAAAAAACAGCGGCAGUGCUUCUGCUCCGGGUGUGUUUACUGAUACACACCCUCAUUUCGUUUAAUCUCGAUUACCGCACGCAUUCCUCUAACAGAGUGAGACAUCGCCGUUUAUAUAGACGAUCUUCGGCCCCACACGCCCAGCCUCAGCACCAGCGCAUCUCCUCUCCGCGGGGUGCCUCCUCCUUCUUUCGGCACCAGCAUCACAGGAACCCUGACAGACACACAGACGGAGGGAGGGAGGGACGAGGCCUCGGUGAUCGCGCUCCCCGCUCCAGAGUUCGGUUCCUCGCGGUCCGUUAUGUCUUUGAGCCUGCUCCCCGUCUCGCUAUGCCUGAACGACACCCACCGCCGCUGCUCCUCUUCCUGCCGUCGCUGCUGCUGAUCUCCUGCCUGAAUGGGGCGGCGAGGGCAGCAGCGGCACUGGAGGAGGGCGGCGGCCUCACGGCCGGGGCCGGAGACCCGUCCGGCACCGACACCGCUGCCUCGGGCCGAGCGGCCACCCUCUCGGCUCUAUCAGCAGAGCCUCAGUUUGCCCUGAAGGUCCUGGUGAGAGAUCUGGUGACCCGCCAGCCCCUGUCGGGGGCUUCAGUGGACGUCUACGUCAACCACACCUUGAGGAGUUCUGCCCAGACCGGGGAGAUCGGGGAGGUUCUGCUCUGGGUGGCGUACAGCCCAGGCCUCGGUCUGACCCUGCUGGGCAGCAUGGAAGGCUAUGUGCCCAGCCUGCUCCCCUGGAGCACCAAUAAGAGACCAAUUUUCUCCUCUGUCACGUUGCUGUUGCUCCCUCACAGUCAGGGGAACAUCUGGCUGUUUGAAGACUCUGUGCUCAUCACCGGGAAGGUACCUGACAGCUCAUCACAGCCGAUGGUGAAGUUCCCAAAGAACAUUCUCACAAUCCCAGAUAAGACCAACAUGUCUUCGGUGAUGGCGUACCUGACUGUACCACAUCCUCACCUGGCGAAGGACUGCACCAACUGCACUCCGGGCUUCAUCAGCAACAAAUCAGUUUUCAGAAGUAUUGAUCUGAAAGCCGUGGCAGCCAUCAGCGUCCUGCUGUACUCCAGCGGCGAGGAGCUACAGGUUCGAGGACCCAUCCAGAUCAGUCUGCCGCUGGGCCACCACACACACCUCAGGGCCUCUGAUACUGUGCCAGCCUGGGCCUUCAACCAGAAGACAGGUGGCUGGGAGAAUCAUGGCCUGGGAAUAGUUAAAACGGUUGGAAACGAGCUGGUUUGGACUUACACUGCUUCCCAUCUGGGCUACUGGAUCGCCGCCCCUCUGCCUUCAUCAAGAGAUUAUCUGGGACAUGCAAACUCUUUGGAUUUCCUAUCUUACCAUACCUACCUGUUGGUAGGAAUACUGGGUGGAACUCUGGCCAUAGUGAUCGGAUUUCUGUCCUUGCUCCUGUGCCACUGUGGAGGUUCUUAUCGUGAGCCCAGAAGGAGGAGAGCGCGUUUUUCCAAAUUGACGGUUGUAAAGAAAGACCAAACCACCUCCACCCACAUGGAAGAGGGCUUGUUGUUCCGAUCAGGCGACAACAGCCUCGCCACCUGCAGCGUCCAGUGCGAACCGUCAUCUACUCCAAGGCACAAAGCCAACUAUAACAUCUACGUGGAGGAUCCAGGGACUCGUCCUGCGGCACCGCUUUAUGAAAACAUCACUCCAGAUCGGUUGAAGGGUCCUCAGCCGUCACCUCACUACAUCAACAGUGAAGAGGUGUCUCGACUAAGGGAGAAGUCGGAGCAGAACCGGGCCAACAUCAACUGCGACAACUUCUUUCAGGAUAAGCUGGUCCAUAUCUACAACCAGCCAGUGGCCAUUAUUCCCGCUCCCGAGCUCUUCAGUGCUCAGGAGCAGCAGCUACCGGGCUGCAAGUCCGCCACCUUCCCCCGCAACGGAAGUGAGUAUGAUGCUCACUCAGAGCCUGCAAGUAAAGACAGCUACACCCAGACACUACCCAAAGUUCCUCACCACCACUCACAAGGUGGGAGCAGCCCACAGCAGAGUAGCCAAGAUGAUCCCCAGCCUCUGGAGACGCCCCCUCAGGGGCAAGGCCCUAACAGUGUGUGGGGACGCUACAGUAACCUCCUUGAAUCCUCCGUCUCUGUGCCUGGGACUCUUAAUGAGGCAGCUGGCAUGGAGGGCUUCAACACCGGGCACGGCGUGCCCAGUGAGUUGCAGGGGAUUUCAGAGCGCACCUUGCUGGAGCUGACGCGUGGCAAGUCCUUGUCGUCUCACCCCAGAGCCUGGUUUGUCUCCUUAGACGGGAAGCCAGCAGCCCAGGUUCGCCACUCCAUCAUUGAGCUCCAGAGCCACCACCGCCCGCCGAGCAGCAACGACACCAGCCUGGACUCAGGGGUGGACAUGAACGAGCCUCAGCAAAGCAUCCGCGAGACGGAGCGUGACCGACCUUCUAUCAGGGCUUCUUCCCUGCCGCACCACAGCCGAGGCGGGCGGUAUGGUGAAGAGCAGGACCUGAGCAGCAGUGAGAGUGGCACCACUGCUACCUGCACACCAGAGGACCCGUCCCUGAGGAACAUUUUAGAUGGGAGCAGUGGGGCCAUUCCAAAUAUUCCCGAAGAGCGUGAUGGGAUGGAUACAUCCAGCGCUCAGGAGGACAGUGAAUCAAGAGGUACACCACCUCCACGGCGCCUGAGGAAGGUGAGGGAGAAGGGAAGACGGAAAAGAGGAGCGCCAAGCACAUCCGGGAGGGCAGACCUCUGACCAAGAGAAGCUAAAGCUUCUCAGGCUCAUUU